CAGCUAGCUGCAAUUUCAGAAAACAGUGUAUGGCUACCUAACAACCUUCUUCGAAGUGCCAAAGAAAGUGCAAGAUCGUAGUGAUCGGAAAAAAAAAAACUUGAAAGGACAAAGACAUGGAUGAGGACGGACUGCCUAUAGUUGGAUCAGGAGUAGAUCUGACUAAGGUUCCGGCGAUCCAGCAGAAGAGAAUCGUUGCGUUUCUCAACCAGUUUAUUGUGCACACGGUCCGGUUCCUCAAUCGGUUUUCUACCGUCUGUGAAGAGAAACUGGCUAGUGUAUCUCUUCGCAUUCAGCAAAUUGAAACCACUCUCAGCAUUCUGGAAGCAAAGCUGUCCUCCAUUCCGGGUCUGGAGGAUGUGAGAGUUGAGGGGGUGGGUCAGAGGCAGGUUGCAGACUCCAACGGUCCAGCGAUGAUGCCGAGCCAACCACAACCCUCAGCAGCUGCGUCACUUCCUGAGGAGCCACCAGAGCAGCAACAACAGACAGAGGCAGUCACAGAGAAUGUUCUGACAGUGGCCAAAGACCCACGUUAUGCCAGAUAUUUGAAAAUGGUGCAAGUGGGUGUUCCAGUCAUGGCUAUAAAAAAUAAGAUGAUCCUGGAGGGCUUGGAUCCCAGCCUUCUGGACACACCCAAUGCUGCCGUUCCCGAUGUGGUGAAGAAGAACGGGCAGGAGGCGGAUGAUGACAGCACCAGCAGUGAAUCGUCUUUCAGCGACUGACCGCCCCUCCCCUCCCCUCCCCUGGUAGCAAAUCAUCAAUAGGCAACUGACCCCUCCCUCCCUUACAGGCAGACUUGAGAAUGAGAUGUACUGGGGUCCUACAGUGGGACCAGAUACCAGUGUGAGUGACAGGCAGAAAAAUAAGGGGCAACAGACAGGAAGACCCACCUCCGUUGAAGACUCAGUGGUUAGGAUUGGGUCUACCAACAGAACAUCUUAAAUAACCUCUUUUAAAGCCAGGAAGUAGGUCUUACAGCUCAGUAGGACAGAGAUAUUAAGGUGAUAAAAGAGCAGACAUGUACAUUUGCACUUAUGUUUUUGUGAACUGUUGAUCAUUUCCAUAUUGGUGUGCAAAACCACAUUUUCCCACAUUUACGUAUGUUUGUAAUGAAUUUGCUGCCGUUGUAUAUGCAGGGUUAGUUCCCUAAAUUGCACAACAUAGCUGCUGUAAUAUUCAGCGUAAGCAAACUUUUCAGCUCUCUGACCUCACAGAGAGACAUGACCUGAAUUUUUCUAUUGCAAGUCAUGGGGAGGUGCUGCCUCUUUAAAGGCAAACUUGUGAUCUCCCCCCUGCCUUAAAAAAAAGUUCAUUGCUGCAUGUCCGGCAAUGGAUGCCAGUUCCCACAGGAGGCACCUGAUUGGAUCAUUUAUGUGACUGGGCACAGGGUUAUAUAUAUGCAGUACUGUCCAGGGAAGAAUGCAUGUCUCCCAAAGGCUAAAUGCAGGUUUUUAGUGUAAGUAAGUGGUCUUGGAUAGCUAACAAUGCCCAGAAAAUGUUGAGAAUGGAAACCACACUCUGUCAAAUACAGUGAUAAUACAAUUAACAGCAAUCACAUAAAUCAUCCAAUCGGCAAAGGCACCAGGCACCCAGCCUGUGAUACGGUGUCUGCUAUUGGACGUUCAGUAACUGCAAAUAACAUCUGAAGUGUGUUCUCCAUAAACUGUAGCUCAGUCCAUAUGGCCUUUCUCGGUGCUUGAAUGGGGGAAGGUGGAAAUAUAUGCACUAAUCUGUUCUAAUUCUACUCUACAGAGAGAAAGGACUUGUAUAUAUUAUUAUGUGGUCAGCAUUUCUCUGUAGAUUUUGCUGUAACAUUGAUUAUUAGACAGGGCUUCCUUAUUGACAUGAAUAAUCAUGAAGUUGUUUAAAGCUGAUUUUCUUUAUCAAGGCACAUUCACAUUGAUGUGUGAAAUUAAUAUUGCCUUACUGGAUUGUCAGUCAUUUUUUUUGUUUGUUUUUA
Messenger RNA from Megalops cyprinoides (Indo-Pacific tarpon), 1960 nucleotides. Its product is annotated as WASH complex subunit 3-like. Gene Ontology annotation, biological process: exocytosis; actin filament polymerization. The record is from RefSeq and is a predicted model, not a curated record. The transcript is spliced from 7 exons. Gene Ontology annotation, cellular component: WASH complex. Lineage: Eukaryota; Metazoa; Chordata; Actinopteri; Elopiformes; Megalopidae. The coding region runs from base 117 to 722 and encodes 201 amino acids.